Molecule: messenger RNA, 3787 nt
Organism: Myzus persicae (green peach aphid)
Lineage: Eukaryota; Metazoa; Arthropoda; Insecta; Hemiptera; Aphididae
Product: trimethylguanosine synthase-like
Exons: 8
Coding region: 902-2173 (423 amino acids)
Biological process (GO): 7-methylguanosine cap hypermethylation; 7-methylguanosine RNA capping
Cellular component (GO): nucleus
Molecular function (GO): RNA cap trimethylguanosine synthase activity
Source: RefSeq, a predicted model, not a curated record
AUGAAGAUAAUAGGUACGGGGAACGAGUUAGUUUUAUAAAUCCUUUACGAUAACAAUUUACGAGACGGUUUAUAACAUAUUAUUAUAUAUUUAUAUUAUAUGCUGUUGUAGUGUGGGGCAAUGAAUACAAUAUAUUAUGAAAUAUUGAAAUCACAAGCUCUCGAUGCAUUUCUCGCGCGAUUAUUUUCUAUGCAAUUUCACGGAGGUGGAUGCAUCGACAUUUGGUAGGUACUCGUAGCCGUCGCUUGUUUGGUUGCAGGAGAAGACCACGGCGAAUCGAGAAACGCGAUGACGAUCGAUGGCAAGUGAAAAAUAAAACACAACGACACCUCCGGCCACACGGGGCCACGACAUGCGGGCCCGGCCGGAGAGUUGUUGUCCCGCAGCUCACAGUCUCACACACACACACACACACACACACACACACACACAUACACACACACAUACACACACACAUACACACACACACACACGUUUGCGUAAUUGCGCAGGUACUUCUUACAUAAUAUUAUGUAUGAAAUCAUGGAUAUAAUUAUUUAAAAUCAUUACUGUAGGCCGUAGUCAAUAGUCAUUAAACGGCAAGGGUGUCUGCGCGUGCGCGUUCGGCGCCCGGCUAGCCGUGACGAAGUCGUAGCACGCAACGUCGCGAACUCGCGAUUCGCAUUGAUUCCGACUGACGAAUGACGGACAGGCCUCGCGGUUGUCUCCGAUCUCCGCGGUGCACAGUCCACAGUCUGCGACCGGCGUACGACGCCCACCCGAGUCGUGUUUGCACUCGGACCUGGCAAUUAGCCCAGCCGCCGUUGCCGUUGUCGCGGUACACUGGUGGCACCCAACCGGCGAUAGGCGCUCGCCGUGGUCCGCCGAAAUCCCCGGCGGUCAAAGCUCUCCAGUGGUCGCCAUGACCACCUACCUAGACCUCGGGCCGUUGUGUUUUUCGUUGCGCUCCGAAAAAGUGGUCGAAGUGCUGUACAGACGGACCGACAAAUUCCAGUCGACCAUCAGCAUGUUGUGCAGCCGCUUCGUAGCCAACAUCAGAUAUCCUGAUACCUCAAAUGAUGAAAUUAUAGAAAACGAAAAGUUUAGUGAUGAAGAAUUUGAUUUACAUUCAGAUAAAUCCAAAUUAGGCACUACAAUUGUUGAAAACGAGCCAUGUUAUUAUAAAAUGAAAUUAUACGAUAAAGGAGUACACAAAAUUAAUGAAGCUCUUAAAGAUAUAGGUUUAAAAGUGUGUAAUUUGAAUUCUAGACAAUAUAAUAUGGAGCCAUUACAGAUAUAUUAUCAUAAGAAUAAUAUUGCAAGUAUUCAAAAUAGAAAUUAUUCGCCAAAAUCAAAUAGUUCAAUAGAUAGUCCGAAUAAAUAUUUAUGCGAAGAAAGUGAUUACAAGUCAGUUUCUUCUACACUGUCUUCAGAAAGGAUAUUUUACAUGGAUGUUAAUGAGAAUAGAAAUCAUUAUCAAGAUCAAUCAUUAACUUCAAAAAGUUCUGGAUCUAUUCGCAGAGGAAAAAGAUGUGCUCAUAAGCCUUGUAAUCGAAAAAGGUUUUCCAAUAGAUACUGGACAAUGAGGCAUAUGUUAUUUUCAAAAUUUGAACAUGGUAUUCUACUGGACGAUGAAAGCUUUUAUUCUGUGUGUCCAGAAAUAUUAAGUUACCAUAUAGCGAAACGUUGUAAGAAUGACAUUGCCUUGGACCCUUUUUGUGGGGCUGGUGGGAAUAUAAUUCAAUUAGCAUUUACAUCCAAUUUAGUUAUAGCAGUUGAUAUAGAUCCGUUUAAAAUAAAACUAGCACGGAACAAUGCCGAGAUAUAUGGUGUAGCUGAUAAAAUUGAAUUUAUUGUUGGUAAUUUCUUUGAAAUUUGUUCAAUGUUAAAAGCUGAUGUUAUAUGCAUGUCGCCCCCAUGGGGCGGUCCAGAAUAUGUGAUCAAUGAUAGCUUUAGUAUUGCAUCCAUGUGCAAGAAUUAUAAAUUUGGUGGUUUUACUAUUUUUGAUAUGGUUAAAAAUAUUGCUCCUAAUAUUGCAUUUCAUAUGCCCAAAACCACAAAUGUAUUUGAAUGUUUAUGGUUAGCAAGAUAUUUUGGAAAAGUAGAAAUUCAACAGAAUAUUAUAAAUCAAAAGCUGAAUUCAAUUACAGCAUUUUAUGGAGAUUUUAUUGAUAUAACUAGCAACGACUAUUAGAAAUAUAUAUAUAGAACUAAUUUUAAUAAAAUCUAGUCUUAUAACACCAUAUCAAGUGUUUGUUUAUUGAUAUGACGACUUAAUAUGUUUUAUUUAGAUAAUUUAUUUUUUGAACAUAUUAUUUGUUAUAACUGUCCUACUUUCUCUAUUUUAAUUUAUUAUUGUAUUAUUGUAAGGUAAGGUAGCAUUGAAAACUUGCAAUAAAACAACUACUUUAAAUUGAAUAGUCAACGUAACAAAUAAUAAUAUAAUACAUAAAUUAUUGUUCCACUUUAUUUCCAUUUGAAUUUCUGGUAAUAUAUUUAUGUUAGGUUUAUAUUCAAUACAAUUUUAGCAACCUAUAAUUCAAUUAAUAAGUUGUUUUUGUACUAUUAAUUAAUUUACUAAACGUUUUAAUCAUAUAUCUUUUUUCAGUAGGUGGUGAUUUAACUGGAAUUCAUAAGUUAGUCAAUGAUAGUUCCCAAGUUAAUAUAAUACUAAAGCAAAAUAAAUUGUGUUAUACUGGCAAAUAGUGGCAAUAAUACAUUUCUGAAAACUUCCAAGUUAUAUUGUAUAUAUUAAUACUAUAUAAUAUAAUAUAUAGUAUGUACCAGGUGUUAACCCAGGGUAAUUAUUAUAGGGUAAGGGGUUUAUACUUUAUGAAUGUAAUUUUUAAAAUAAGAUAGAACUAAUUUAUUGUGAUAAAUAUUUCUUUACAUUGUAAAUUUGUAAAGAAAUAAACGUUCAACCAGAAAUUAAAACAACUUGGUUUGGCUAGUUAGGCUAUGUAGGUAGCUUAAUUGAAAGAAACCCUUUUUAUUUAAAUAUUACAAAAUUGAAAAAAGUAAAUAAUGGGGAAAGUAAGUAACUGCACAGUUGCAUAAGAAGUGUCGAGUGUAUCUCGUCAUUGAGUAAGUUACUGUGAUAUUGUAAUGUACAUAUUAUAUUGUGUCUAACUUAAAAUCAUUAUUCAUUUCCAGGGUAGAAAACUUGUGCUCUAAAAAAUCACAAAAUAUGCUCUAAAAUGUACAAAAUAUGCAUUAUAAAAUAAGAUUUUUUGUAUGAAUAUAUUUUAUUUAAAUGUUGAUGUCUGCAGACGACCUCCCCGGGCCCGAUAUCUUAUGCAGUGAACAAUAUCUGUACAUAAAUGAAAUAAAUCUAAUCGGAAAGCCUUGAGAAGUGUCUCUAAGAAAAACAUGCGUGUGGAAACAGCCAACAACCAUAUUAAUAUGAUCAACAUUUUAAAUAAUUUUAAAUUCAUCAUUAUUUUAGUUGUAUAUUAAAUAUUUAAAUAAAAUAAAAAACGUUGACGGAAAAAAUAUUGAAAAUAUUCAUCAUAACGUAUUAAAUCGAAGAAGUAUGCUAGUAUGCACUAAAACCAGCUUUGUUUCAGCAGUAUUUGUUUCUUACUCUGCUGAAGUGCUGACUGCUAUUUUUGUGAUCGUGCAAAACAAAUAUGCAAAUGCUACAAGUCCUCUGCCCUAUUCAUUACCUGCACACGAAAAACGUUUAUGAAGACUGUCAGAUUACAUGAGCUUAUUAUAAUACAAAGUAUAUUAUUUAAUAAUAUUUAUGUUUAUACUGUUGUUUAUUUUACCACAGUAAACUCGAUUGUCCGAAAAAUACAAAUCAAAA